Messenger RNA from Synchiropus splendidus (mandarinfish), 4171 nucleotides. RefSeq names its product solute carrier family 9 member A5 (gene slc9a5). The coding region runs from base 1270 to 3786 and encodes 838 amino acids. Gene Ontology annotation, biological process: sodium ion transport; regulation of pH; proton transmembrane transport. The transcript is spliced from 15 exons. The record is from RefSeq and is a predicted model, not a curated record. Gene Ontology annotation, cellular component: membrane. Gene Ontology annotation, molecular function: sodium:proton antiporter activity. Lineage: Eukaryota; Metazoa; Chordata; Actinopteri; Syngnathiformes; Callionymidae.
CAUUGAUCCCUUGUCUCCUCCACCACAGCCACCUCAUCCUCUUGCAUUUUCUCACCUUCAUCUCUUUUAACCUUCCUUGGAUCCUGUACUCGUUUCCUUCACUCCCCCCUCGUCUUCGCUCUUUCGUCACCUCCCUCACUGUCUACUAUCAUCCGUUUCCUCCAAUCUCUCCCGAGCUUUUUCAUCGCCUCCUUGUCUCUGUCAUUGCCACCUAAUUUCUUUUGGUGCGUCCCCAUCUUCUUCGUUGCUUCCUCAUUCCUCUCGUUUCACCCUCUUCUGCUUGACGACCUUCUUGUCUCUUGCUUCGCCUCCUUACACCCCUUCUCUGCCAUGACCAACAAACUUUUCCUGCCUCCCCACCAUGUUUUCCAUUUUUGUGCCUUCCUUGUCUCCUCAUCUCCUUCCUGGUCUCCUCUUCUCUUUACCUACCUCCACUUCUAAUAUUCCUGCAUCCUCAACUUCUUUUCUAGUUCCCUUUCUCCUCUUCUGUCUCCUCAACUCCUUUGCUGCCUUGUCAUCACCUUUUCCUUUACCUACCCAUCUCCUUCUAUAGCUCUUUGUUUCCUUGCCUGCUGCCAUUUCUAAUUUUCCUCCAUCCUAAUCUCAUUUUCUUGCUUUCUCACCACCUUUUCCUGCCUCCUCAUCUCCUCCUUACUCUCCUCAUCUACAUCAUCAUCUUCACUGACAUCUUUCCUUGAGGGCAGUUCUCUCCCCCUUUCAAUUUUCUGUGCUUUCUUGUCCACUUUGCCUCCUCCUCAUCUCCUUCCUUAUCGCCUCGUCUUUGUACAUGCUUCUAAUUCUCCUAUCUCCUCAUCUCCUUUAAUCCGUCCUUAUCACCUUUUUCUGCCUUCUUGUCCACUCUGCUGCCUCCUCAUCUCCUUCCUCACCCCCCUCGUCUCCUUACCUGCCGCCACUUGUCAUUUUCCUGUCUCCUCAUCUCCUUAUCCAAUUGCUUGUCACCUGUCCUGCCUCCUCAUCUCCUUCCUUACCUCCUUGUCUCCUUACAUUCUGCCACUUCUAAUUUUCCUGGCUCCUCAUCUAUGUUCUCCCCUCCUCAUCACCUUUUUCUGCCUCCUUGUUCACUCUGCUGCCUCCUCAUCUCCUUCCUUACCCCCCUCGUCUCCUUACCUGCCGCCACUUGUCAUUUCCCUGCCUCCUCAUUUCCUCCUCUCUGUCCUCAUCCCCACCACCACCUUCACUGACUUCCUGUCCUUGGGGGCAGUGUUCCACUUCUCCCAGCGCUUCACCACGGUGGUACCAGAGAGCUGCAUGCUGAUCCUGCUGGGUCUGGUUCUGGGUGGGAUCGUGUUGCUGGCCAAUAAGAAGCAGGUGUACCAGCUGGAGCCCGCCCUCUUCUUCCUCUUCCUGCUGCCCACCAUUGUGGGUGACGCUGGCUACUUCAUGCCCGCACGCCUCUUCUUCGACAACCUUGGCGCCAUCUUGACCUACGCCGUGGUCGGGACCCUGUGGAACGCCUUCUGCACCGGACUCUGCCUCUACGCUGCCAAGCUGCUGGGGGUCAUAGACCAGCGUGUGCAGGCGGGGCUGAUGGAGUUCCUGCUGUUCGGGGCUCUGAUCUCAGCGGUGGAUCCAGUCGCUGUCCUGGCCGUGUUUGAGGAGGUCCACGUCAACGAGAUGCUGUUCAUCAUUGUGUUCGGAGAGUCGCUGCUCAACGAUGCUGUUACUGUGGUUCUGUACAAAGUCUACAUCUCAUUUGUGGAGGUCGGAGUGGAGAACGUUCAGACAGCUGAUUACUUUAAAGGAGUCGCGUCUUUCCUCAUUGUCAGUGUAGGCGGGACCCUGGUGGGUCUGGUGUUCGCCGUCCUCCUCGGCUUCAUCACACGCUUCACCAAAAAGGUCCGGAUCAUCGAGCCUCUCUUCGUCUUCCUCCUGGUCUACCUGGCCUACCUCACUGCCGAGCUCUUCUCGCUGUCGGCCAUCUUGUCAAUGACUUUUUGUGGAAUCGGAGCCAACAAAUACGUGGAAGCCAACAUUUCCCAGAAGUCCCGGACCACGGUGAAGUACACGAUGAAGACGCUGGCCAGCAUCGCAGAGACCAUCAUCUUCAUCUUCUUGGGCAUCUCUGCGGUGGACAAGUCCAAGUGGGCCUGGGACACGGGCCUGGUGUCCUGCACCCUCGUCUUCAUCUUCGUCUUCAGGGCCAUGGGGGUCGUCGGUCAGACUUGGGUCCUGAACCGCUUCCGCCUGGUACCGCUGGAUAAGAUCGACCAGGUGGUGAUGUCGUACGGUGGCCUGAGGGGGGCAGUGGCGUUCGCUCUGGUGGUGCUGCUGGACGGCCAGCAGGUCAAAGCCAAAGAUUACUUUGUGGCCACGACGAUAGUGGUGGUCUUCUUCACCGUCAUGUUCCAGGGUCUGACCAUAAAGCCGUUAGUCAAGUGGCUGAAGGUUCCUCGCUCCACCAACAGGAAGCCCACCAUCAACGAGGAGAUCCAUGAGAGGGCCUUUGAUCACAUCCUGGCAGCAGUGGAGGACAUUGCUGGUCUGCAGGGUUACCAUCACUGGAGAGACAAGUGGGAGCAGUUCGAUAAGAAGUACCUGAGCAAGCUGCUGCUCAGGAAGUCCGUUUACAGGAAGAGUGAACUCUGGGAAGCUUAUCAGAAGAUCAACAUCCGAGACGCCAUCAGCGUCAUAGAUCAGGGUGGAAACGUCCUGACAUCGGCCCGGCUGUCUCUCCCGUCCAUGGCCAGCAGAGCUUCGUUCCCUGAGGUCACUAACGUCACCAACUACCUACGUGAGAACGGCAGCGGCGUGUGUCUGGACCUGCAGGUCAUCGACAACAUCCCCGGGGCCAAAGUGGAGGAGGGCGUGGAGACGCACCACGUCCUGGCGGAGAACCUGUACAAACCCAGGAGACGGUACCAGUCCCCCUACAGCCGGCACUUCAUGGCUCUCGGGGACCAGGAGCGCCAGGAGCGUGAGGUCUUCCAGAGGAACAUGAGGCGCCGCAUGGAGUCCUACAAGUCGUCACGUUACAAGCGGCACAAGAAGGAGCGAAGCUUCCGGAAGAGUCGGGGAUCGGACGUGAAAGAAGAUGGAGGAGACAAGCCGAGGCGUAACGUCAGUUGGCAUGACAAAGAUCCAGUGGUGGUUCCUGUGGAGUCCGAGGAGGAGAAGGGAGACGUGUCUGACCCAGAGAAGGAGGAGGACGUCGGCAUCACCUUCACUGCGCAGAAGGUGGAGACGCCAAAACCUCGACCCAAAUCAGUCCCACCAGCUCUGGACUCCAGCAAGAGUCCGACAGAAGCUCCAGUCUCACCGGCAAGCAGCAUCAGCCUCCUGCCAUGGAAGGGGGGAGUGAGUUCUCCUCCCCCAUGCGUCUCUCUGGAGUCCACCAAGAUCAUCCCAGUGGAUCUUCAGCAGGCGUGGAACCAGAGCAUCUCCUCCUUAGAGAGCAUCUCCUCGCCACCGCCUGCAUCCGAGCCCGUCCACCCUCGGGUUGGCGUCCUGGCAAGACUGGGCGCCGCCCGUCCCGCCUCUUACUCCCCCCCGAGCAGCGUGGAGACCAGAGCCUCUUCCUCCAGUGCUCCAGUGGUGGGAACAUCUAACCCUUUCCCACUGAAGAAGAAACGAGGGAAGGAGGACGAACACAUGUCUGCGAAGGAGAUGCAGCCGCUCAUGUCCCCCCCUCCACAUCCCCCUCCCCCGCCGCCCCCAGGCCCCGUCCCUGACGCCACUAGCAGGCGGAACCCAAGGGUGUUUCUCCGGAGCUUGGUGAAAGCGCCCUCCACUGGAGAGCAGCACAGCCGAGGACCCACGCAGCUUUAACAAAAGAGAGGUCACAUGAUCAGAUCCAUCCUCACCGUCAUGAGGAUUGUAAUUUUUAAGCGUAACUUUGUAAAAUGUCCAUAUAUAUAUAUUUAUGUAAUAAUUCUAUCAUAUCACUGCUGACCAAACGACUGAAGUAGUUUUCAAUUGCAAAUUCUGCCUUAAUGUGUGCGUCUGUUUUUUGUAUGUUCGCUUUUGCCAAAGAGUCUAUUAUUAUUAUUAUUAUUAUUAUUAUUGUGUGUGUGUGUCUAAGCUGCAUACAUAUAGAAAAUGGCACAGGAAUCUAGAGACUUCUGUGGUUCGUAAUAAAUGUCCAGGCAGCUAAUUGUCAUGGAGCAACUACUGGGUUUAUGUGUCAAUGUCUGAUGCCAGUUGUGUCUGUCGU